Molecule: messenger RNA, 1929 nt
Organism: Arvicanthis niloticus (Nile rat)
Lineage: Eukaryota; Metazoa; Chordata; Mammalia; Rodentia; Muridae
Gene: Tex264
Product: testis expressed 264, ER-phagy receptor
Biological process (GO): protein-DNA covalent cross-linking repair; reticulophagy
Cellular component (GO): autophagosome membrane; replication fork; nucleus
Source: RefSeq, a predicted model, not a curated record
GCGGGGCCAGAGGCAAGGCGUUCCCGUCGGGGUGUCUGCCUGGGUUCCCCUCAUCCCCUCUCGUCUGCUUCUCGCGGCUCGAGCCUCCCUCUGCACCGCGUCUGGCUCACCGCUGGCCCGGCCUGGUUCCCGGCCUUAAAGCGACGGCGAGGCGGUCCUGACCUCACGGCGCAGCUCCUGCCUCGGUGUUGGGUGCGGGAACGUCCCGGGUCAGUGGGACUAGAGGGGAACGGGCGGGGCUCACCUUUCAGCAGCACUUCCUGCGGCCGCGCGCCUGAUCCGGACUACAAACUUUAGCGUCUCUGAAGUUGCAGAGGUGCCUGAGGCCGUAAGGCGAGCUGGGGGGGGGGGGGGGGGGGUUUGCUGGAAGCAGACAGCACGAAGCGGCGCUUCCUCCCCAACAUCCCCAGCUUCUAGCACCCAAGUUCGCUGGUGCAGGUCCCUUUAAGGGCCCGGCCCUCCGCAGAGCGCACGUGAGCGGCCUCCGGAAGCCUCCGCGGAGCCACAACUCCGACGCUUUGCGGGCCAAGGAAGUCAUCUGCCCUGCACCUUUGACGUUAGUGGAAACUGAGGCCCAAGAGAGGGUACACGCUGCCCAAGCGCCGGAGUACUGGAGCCCUGCUGGACUGGAUGCUAUGAGUUGCUAAAAGUGAGCCUGGCUUUUUAGCUGCCUUGGGGUGCUGAGAGGGAGUCCCAGAACCAUGUCGGAUCUCCUACUACUGGGCCUGAUUGGGGCCUUGACUCUGCUGUUGCUGCUGACGCUGCUGGCCUUUGCUGGUUAUUCAGGACUGCUGACUGGGGUGACAGUGAGUGCUGGAUCACCCCCAAUCCGCAACAUAACUGUGGCCUACAAGUUCCAUGUGGGGUCCUAUGGUGACACUGGACAGCUUUUCACGGAGAGCUGCAGCAUCUCUCCCAAGCUCCGUUCCAUCGCUGUCUACUAUGACAACCCCCAUACGGUGCCUCCUGAGAAGUGCCGCUGUGCAGUCGGCAGCAUCCUGAGUGAGGGGGAGGAGUCGCCCUCACCUGAGCUCAUCCACCUCUAUCAGAAAUUUGGCUUCAAGAUAUUCUCCUUUCCAGCACCUAGCCAUGUGGUAACAGCUACCUUCCCUUACACCACCCCCAUAUCCAUCUGGCUGGCCACCCGCCGAGUCCAUCCUGCUUUGGAUAUCUAUAUCAAGGAGCGGAAGCUGUGUGCUCACCCUCGGCUGGAGAUCUACCAGCAAAACCAGAUCCAUUUCAUGUGCCCUCUGGCACGGCAAGGAGAUUUCUACGUGCCAGAGGUGAAGGAGACAGAGCGGAAAUGCCGGGAGCUUGUGGAGGCCACUGACACCCAGACGGAUGGCACAGGAGCUGACACAAGUGAUGCAAGUUCUGGCAGCCUGGAGGUUCGCCCUGGCAGCCGGGAGACUUCAGCCGCUACACUUUCUCCUGGGGCAAGCAACCGUGGCUGGGAUGAUGGCGACAACCGCAGCGAGCACAGCUACAGCGAAUCGGGUGCCAGCGGCUCAUCCUUUGAGGAGCUGGACCUGGAGGGCGAGGGGCCCUUGGGGGAACCACGACUGAACCCUGAAGCCAAGCUUCUGGGGGCUCCUCGGGAGCUCAGCACCCCAGAGAGGGGUGAGGAGUAACGACAAGCCCUCAGCCCUCCUGACUCCUCACCCCUCUUGUGGUGCAUUUGCUAAGGAACUGAGCAAGCUCUCCAGCCCUCUUUUUCCUUAACCUGCCUAGCUUGGGCUGGGAGUACCAGGAGCCUGAGUUCUCCUGCUCCAAGUCUAAACCUCCUUCCUCACUGCCCUUUUGGCUCCUGGGGCCAAAGGAGCCAGAGACUGUUAUCUGCACCAGCCCCCUGGGCUGCCGACUUUGCAGACUCUUAUUGGAGCUUCCAGAACCCAGAAUAAAGUGAAUUACUUUCUUGUUUCACCUGGA